CCCGCACUCCGCAGCGAAGCGUCGUGUCACGCAAACCGGAAGUGACGCAAACGCGACCCAUCGCCACUUCCGCUUGCUACGCGGUUGUCGUUGUUGGUGUAUCCGGACAAGGCUCGCUUGGGUAAAGUCAGCCGACCGUUAGACCAGUCGCCAAUAUGGGUGAACGAAAAGGAACGAACAAAUACUACCCUCCAGAUUUUGACCCAGCAAAGCAUGGCUCGCUCAAUGGCUACCACAAGACUCAUCCUUUGCGGGAGAGAGCCAGGAAACUGUCUCAGGGCAUCCUCAUUAUCCGGUUUGAGAUGCCCUACAACAUCUGGUGUGAUGGCUGCAAGAAUCACAUUGGCAUGGGUGUCCGCUACAAUGCUGAGAAGAAAAAAGUGGGGAAUUAUUACACCACGCCAAUCUACAGGUUUAGGAUGAAAUGCCACCUGUGUGUCAACUACAUUGAGAUGCAGACAGACCCGGCCACCUGUGACUAUGUGAUAGUCAGUGGAGCGAGCAGGAAGGAGGAACGCUGGGACAUGGCGGACAAUGAGCAGAUCCUCACUACAGAGAGGACAGAGAAGGAGAAGCUUGAGACAGAUGCCAUGUACAAACUGGACCAUGGUGGGCGAGACAAGGAGAAGUUGAGGAAGGCCCUUCCUUCUCUGUCAGAGAUCCAGGACCACCAGGCCAGCUGGAAAGAUGACUUCCAGCUCAACAGCUCACUCCGCAGGAAGUUUAGGUCGGAGAAGAAAGUACUGGCAGAGCAGGAAGAAAAGGACAACAUGGUGAGGAAGAGAACCAACCUUUCCAUUCCUCUACUGCCAGAGAAGGAUGAGGACAAAAAACUGGCAGCGCUGCUCACCUACCAGGCCGCGGACUCCUACAAGGACAGGCAGCACAGCAAGCGGAAGGAGAUCUCCUCUCGCUCCUGGUUCACUUCUUCCUCUGCAAGUUCGGGGGGCGCUGCAGGCAGUCUGCUCCACAAACUGGGUGUGCAGGGGAAAGGGGCGGCGGUGGCUAAAGCCCUUGGUCCUUCUCCCAUCUCUUCCCCCAGCCCCUUGAUCCGCAGACGCGCAGAGAGCUCGGGGAGCAAACCAGAACCUUGUGCUACUGUCACACGGAGGAAAUCCGACCCCGGAACAGUCAACCACACAGGAACAGAUCCAGAGGUCACAGACAGAGAAGAAGGAGCACACAGGGAAAUUGGGGAGCCCCAGUCAGGACAGAAGGGGACAGAGACAAAUGGUGGGAUGUCCAAGGAGGAGGCAUUCAACAGCACAGAGGACGAAGGUAGCGGACUGUCGAGGGCAGAGGAAUAUGGGAAAGAACAGAAGCAGGACAGGUGUCAGGGAGGUCUGACUUCCCUGGUUGCGGACUACAGUGACUCAGACUCAGAUCCUGGACAGUGAGGCUGCUCUCUGUUGAGGGCCCGUUUCUACUUUGAGUUUUUGGCACGCAUGGAACGAAAGUGGCUGUGUCACUCUUUUUGAAAUAGAAAAUUAAAGAUGUUUAGUUCUUGUCAAACAUGGAGACCGUCCUUUUAUUGAUUCGCUUAAGGCGAUUCUGGUUUUGCUUUCAGCACCUCAUGACCUUUAAGGGAUGCAUCAAGGUUGCAUAAGACAACAGUAUACGUAUGUAGAUGUCCACAGUGAUUACCAGGUAUGUCCAGGAUAGAUGUAGAAACUUGUAUAUAACUUAAUGGAUUUUGUUAUGCAAAAGUUGUCAUAAAUCAGAUGGCUAUAUCAUAUUGAUGAGUUCCCUAUUUUAAACGUACAUACAGAGGUUGUGAGCUCCGGUUAUUUGCGUAUGUACUAUGAGUGUAGAUCUGUUCUCUCUGUGGCAUGGUGUUGGAUGGCAGAGAAUAAACUCGGGAUAUGAGGAGCUGCUCUUUACAGCGCUUAUUGCAUGUGCCUGAGCACACUCGGAGAGAAAUAUUUCUUUCCAGCCAUGCCUUUUUCAGAACUUGCCAAAAAAGAUUUCAGAUGGAUAAUAAGAUUAAUAAGGCUCGGAAUGAGCUUGUUAUGGGUUUCACGGUCACGGUUGUAUGUUGGCGUAUACGGUAUGGGGAUUACCCGGCAUCGGAGGGACGUUAUAGAAACUCGCAUAACCAUCGCUGAACCUCACUAAAAAAAUAAAUUUGAAAACCCUUUCAGAAAUGUUCCAUGUCAUAUUCAGUUUCACCUCAAGGGGGUGUCUGUACUUUGUCAUGCAUAGUCCUGAUUUUUCUCGAGGAAGCACAGAAAAAGAAAUAAAAAACUCU
Molecule: messenger RNA, 2248 nt
Organism: Lampris incognitus (smalleye Pacific opah)
Lineage: Eukaryota; Metazoa; Chordata; Actinopteri; Lampriformes; Lampridae
Gene: yju2b
Product: YJU2 splicing factor homolog B
Exons: 11
Coding region: 156-1397 (413 amino acids)
Biological process (GO): mRNA splicing, via spliceosome
Cellular component (GO): U2-type spliceosomal complex; post-mRNA release spliceosomal complex
Source: RefSeq, a predicted model, not a curated record